Molecule: messenger RNA, 989 nt
Organism: Cynocephalus volans (Philippine flying lemur)
Lineage: Eukaryota; Metazoa; Chordata; Mammalia; Dermoptera; Cynocephalidae
Gene: MISP3
Product: MISP family member 3
Exons: 3
Coding region: 1-654 (217 amino acids)
Source: RefSeq, a predicted model, not a curated record
AUGGAGACGCCCAUCGAGCGCGAAAUCCGUCGCAGCUGCGAACGCGAGGAGAGCCUGCGCCGGAGCCGAGGCCUGAGCCCGGGCCGCGCGGGCCGCGAACUCGUCGAGCUGCGCGUGCGGCCGGUGCUCAGCCUGCCCGGCCCCGGGCUCCCGCGUGCCUUGGAACGCGCGCGGGCGGGCGCGCAGAUGCAGAGAGACAUCGAGCGCGAGGCCCACCGGCAGGCGGCGCUGGCGCGCCCCGCGGCCCUGGAGCCGCGCGCCCAGCCGCCGCCGCCGCCGCUGGGCGAGCUCAAGCGCUUCUUCGAGGCCGCCGGGGGUAGCGGCUCCCCUGCGGCGGCGGAGGGCGGCGCAGGCCCGCAGCGAUUGCCGGAGCCCGGAGGCCGGCUGCGCUCGGCCGCUCAGGGCCGGUACCCGGUGCCGGCCCGCGCCCCGCCGCCUGUCGUGCCGUCGCUGCUGGAGCAGGAGGUGCGAGAGGUGCGCGAACGCGAGCAGGAGCUGCAGCGCCAGCGGCGCAGCGUCUACGGCACCGCCGAGUUCAAGGAGCCCGCGCCGAGCCUCACGGCGAGCAGGGGCGACGGAAAGUUGGCGGUGAUCUGGCCCCCCCGAAGAAAGGCCUCGGAGAACGGCCUGGAGAAGGAGGCGCGCAAACCUUGAUGUUUGGGCAGGCUGGGACCGCCGACCGGAAAUAACAUAACCGUCGGAAGAACCGAGACGGGGGACCCAGCAGUGCCCUCCGGAUCUGCAGGAAGCCUAGAGAAGGUCAGCCCUCUGUGCUGGGGAAGGUGAAAUUGACCAGCCCAUCCUUGAUCUUGACUUUGUGAAACUGAACGGUCCCCUCUAUAAAACUGUUUAGCUCCCGUUGGGAAACUGACCACUGCCCACAACCCCGCCAGUGAAACUGUCCUUCUCCGCCUAAUUGCAAACCGAACUGACCUCUUCCUUGACUGUUAGAGGGCCGGGGUCACCCCCUCGGCCGCUCCCCACCCUCC